Messenger RNA from Priapulus caudatus, 1100 nucleotides. Its product is annotated as ethanolamine-phosphate phospho-lyase-like. The transcript is spliced from 8 exons. The record is from RefSeq and is a predicted model, not a curated record. The coding region runs from base 45 to 1100 and encodes 351 amino acids. Gene Ontology annotation, molecular function: transaminase activity; pyridoxal phosphate binding. NCBI's taxonomy places the organism in Eukaryota, Metazoa, Priapulida, Priapulimorpha, Priapulimorphida, Priapulidae. Gene Ontology annotation, cellular component: mitochondrion.
CAGGCGAAAUGAAGAGUGAAAUCAGCUGAACCUUGGCUUGUGCGAUGUACAGAGCGAGUGUGUUGCAAAGGUCGUUUCAUCACGGUAAAAAAUUCUGCAUAACCCAUAUAUGCAUAUCAGCGGCGCGGUUGAAUAUACGCCCGUGUAGCACGUCAAACGUGAUAAGGCUAGUAGGAUCAGACGUCAUGGAAGUUCAAGAGCUGAACGGCAAGGCGCCUGUGGCACUACCGUUAGAAAAGUAUGAUAAAGAUGAAACGAUUCGUCUUAGAAGCAAGUUAAUAGGGCCGUCGUGCAAACUAUUCUUCAAGAAUAACCCAAUCAAGAUUGUACGAGCGAAGGAUCAGUACAUGUAUGACGAGCAGGGAAACAGCUAUCUGGAUUGCAUCAACAAUGUCGCGUCAGUGGGGCACUGUCACCCGGCAGUCGUGCGCGCCGGCGCCGCACAGAUGGCGACACUGAGCACGAACAGCCGCUUUCUGCACGACAACAUCCUGUCGUUCGCUCACACGAUCAACGAGACAAUGCCGCCCAACCUCUCCGUCUGGCUUACAGGCCAGUCAACUGCCUGGGCUGAAGGACGACGACCGCCAUCGCUGCCAUUUCUUGCUGUGUGUUUUUGGGGGGAUUGGUUGAAGUGCGACAGCUUUGGAGUGGCCAGUGCCUACCACGGUCAUAUCUCAACGCUGAUCGAGAUCAGUCCCUACAAAUUCAAGGCUCCAGGCUCGAAGGUCACGCAACCAGACUACGUGCACAUCGCCGACGUCCCUGACAACUAUCGCGGUCGUUACCGCAACGACGUGCACACCGAGGAGGAGCUGGCUGACCUCUACGCGGAUGAGGUCAAGGUCAUCAUUGAGCGGCUGGCCGAGAAAGGUCAGGGCGUCUGCGCGUACAUCGCAGAGUCGAUGCAGAGCUGCGGCGGUCAGAUCGUCAUGCCGCCGGGCUACAUGGAGAAAGUCUUCAAGUACGUACACGAUGCGGGCGGAGUCUGCAUUGCAGACGAGGUGCAGGUGGGAUGUGGACGCGUCGGUGAAGCCAUGUGGGGAUUCCAGAUGUACGGUGAGUGCAGGCAGACGCCACCGUCACCAUGGUGUGUUUGA